This is a messenger RNA of Sebastes umbrosus (honeycomb rockfish), 1602 nucleotides long. RefSeq names its product cellular communication network factor 5 (gene ccn5). Gene Ontology annotation, cellular component: extracellular matrix; extracellular region. The coding region runs from base 174 to 1223 and encodes 349 amino acids. Gene Ontology annotation, molecular function: integrin binding; heparin binding. NCBI's taxonomy places the organism in Eukaryota, Metazoa, Chordata, Actinopteri, Perciformes, Sebastidae. The transcript has 5 exons. Gene Ontology annotation, biological process: signal transduction; cell adhesion. The record is from RefSeq and is a predicted model, not a curated record.
GAGGAAUGUGAAACAUUUCUGAUGCCGGUCCAGUGGCUGUUUACACGGUAGUCAGUCUGUGACAUCAGAGUCCAGACUUUAUAAAUGUCAGCAGGCGCGAGAAUGAGCAGUUAGCAAACAGCGUCACAUAGGUUAGUGAGACAGACCGAGCUCCAUCAGCAACACAAGCCCCCAUGGACCGACUGCUGUGUGACUGUGUGAUAGUACUGCUGUGUGUGGCUGCACAGGUGGCGUGCCAGCUGUGUGACAGGCCCUGCCUUUGCCCCAGUUCUGUCCCCCAGUGCCCAUCAGGAGUCCCGCUGGUGCUGGAUGGCUGCCGGUGCUGCCAGGUGUGUCCCCGGCAGCGAGGCGAGCCCUGCACUGAGAUGUUCCCCUGCGACGGCCAGAAAGGACUGCAGUGCGACUACAGCGCCAGCUUCCCCGGAGACGCUGGGGAGUGUGUCAGUCAGGAGGAGCUGCGCUGCGAAUUCAAAGGCAUCACUUACCACGAGGGCCAGUCCUUUCAGCCCUCCUGUGACACCUACUGCCACUGCAGAGGCGGAGGGGUCAGCUGUGUGCCGGCUUGUCCUCUGACUGCCCGUCUUCCCACUCCGGACUGUCCCAACCCGCAACAUGUCCGGCUACCGGGGAAAUGCUGCAAGGAAUGGGUGUGCGAAAACCUGGAGAACACAGUCAUUCAGGACGCCAUCACAGCCAUGAGACCCGGCAGGUUGUGGCCAGCUCUCCCGAUGGCUCACCCUCUAAACAAACUGGUCCCACCUGCCUCCACCUGUAUAGAGCAGAGCACCCAGUGGAGCGCCUGCUCCCAGAGCUGUGGGGCUGGAGUCUCCACACGCGUCUCGAACCAGAACCCAGCAUGCAAGCUACAAAUGGAAACUCGACUUUGUAAAGUGCGGCCUUGCCAUACAGUUCAGCCCUUCCCGAGGAAACCCACGUGGGGACGGCAGGGGCAGUGCAAGGCCAGCUACACGUCGCCGGGGCCCAUUCGGCUCGUUCACCAGGGCUGCUACAGCACCCGUGCCUACCAGCUGUGGUACUGCGGGCAGUGCACUGACUUCCGCUGCUGCACGCCGUAUCAGACCACCACGGCUAAGGUGACCUUCCGCUGCCCCACCGGCAGACUGCUACAGCGACCUGUGAUGAUGAUCCACUCCUGUGUUUGUCACAACAACUGCCCCUACGCGCCUUACAGUAACCCCGCUCUGUGGGGGUACAGGCCCUGAUCAGCCUGUAUAAGCACUGAUUCACUGACUGAUUCGUAUCACCAGGCGGAUCCACAGAGGCAUCCUCUAAUCUAUGGACAUUGAAAGAGAAAAUGAUUAUUGUAGAUAAAAACUGUGAUUGAGUUCGGAUGGACGUUGAUCUUCACACAUGUACAAUCUCAAUCUGCACUUAUUCACAAACUCCUUUUCCCUUGUGAGGCCAUUACUCCGCUGCUUUUAUUAUUUGGCAAAUCUAGAGGAAGCAAGCAAACUUAAUUAACAGUAUAUAGCACUUUUUAAACACUGAAGUGCUAUACAAGAAGAAGAAAAGGGAAAGAGGGAGAUAAAAGAGACAGCAAAGACAGUAUAUGAAAUAAGCCGAAAUAAGUGUAUAACCCAC